AUGAAUGCACGACAUCAGAAAUAUCGUUUAAAUGUUGAUCUACGACAAGUGAAAGAUGCGACAAGCGCUUUUCUCCAUUCCCUUCUCUUACAUCGAUCCGUUGGAAAGUUCACAUACAAAGAGGAGAACAACUACACGUUGGGAUCGCUUGGAGUUGGAGAAGUUGACUGCCAAACAAUCGAUUUGACAUAUGUAAGGAUCAAUAGUGAAGAGCUGUGCGCCUACAUUGAUGAACAGGUGCGCGCUUUUUAUUCGGAUGUAGAGGAGAGUUUCACCUCUCAUCCACCAACUCCCGCCUCUUCUCCAUCAAGUCCUCCAUCUAGAUUUAGAGAAUUUUCUCCAUCAUUCAACGCCUCAAUUGGUGUAGAAUUCUUGCAAAAGAAGAAACGACAAUGGCCUUUAUCGGAAGAAUCUGUGUCAUGGGAAGUGUGGAAUCUCGGAUUGGAUAUUGUUAAAGCUUCAAAUGAUGAACUAUCGGUGAUGAGGGAAAGUGUGGCGGAGGCUCUCGGUGAAAUCGUUCUCACAAUUUGUUCACAAAUCAAUCGACAACAAUAUAUGCCCAAAAUGCCCACAAGAUCCGAGCUCAACAGCGUUUUCGACAGUCGUUUCACCGAUUGCCAGCCGUAUCUUUACAAAAUUAUGCAAUCAACGCCAAACACACGAAUUCAAUCCCAACGUCCACUUGUCGCCUUCCAAAAUGUGCUGAAGAAUCUCGCGUAUCCAAGC
This is a messenger RNA of Mesorhabditis belari, 726 nucleotides long. NCBI's taxonomy places the organism in Eukaryota, Metazoa, Nematoda, Chromadorea, Rhabditida, Rhabditidae. The record is from the annotation of a GenBank genome assembly.